This is a messenger RNA of Theobroma umbraticum, 1858 nucleotides long. RefSeq names its product cytochrome P450 705A12-like. Lineage: Eukaryota; Viridiplantae; Streptophyta; Magnoliopsida; Malvales; Malvaceae. Gene Ontology annotation, molecular function: iron ion binding; heme binding; monooxygenase activity. The record is from RefSeq and is a predicted model, not a curated record.
UUUAAUCUAAAAUAAAAAUAUAAAGACUUUUGAAUAAUUAAAACAAUUUUGAAACAUUAUACCUUAGUUUUACCUAAUGAAGUGCGUGGCCGGACCCAUGGAGUUAUAGUUCCAGCAGUUGAUAGCGUAAAUAUACGCCACAAUACUGUAUUGGAUACGAAGGUCAAAAGAGAGCUUCUGUUCUAUUUAUAAAUGACCGUCACUCCUCCAUGGAAUUCGGGAAAAGAUUGCAAGAUGAAUUCCAUCUCAGACGUGUAUUACUACUUGCUAUGCUUCCUCCUGUCGCUCGUCUCUGCUUUUCUUAUUCGAUCCAUCUCCAACAAAUCCAGUGAAUCAGCUCCCGGCCGCCAUCUUCCCCCAAGCCCACCGUCUGUCCCAAUCAUCGGUCAUCUCCACUAUGUCAGGCCAUUACUACAUAAAUCCUUCCACCACCUUUCCGCCAAAUACGGCCCACUACUCUAUCUCCGCCUCGGCUCUUAUCCCUGCCUUGUCGUUUCCUCACCCUCAAUGGCUGAAGAAAUCUUCAAGACCCAGGAUGUCAACUUUGCAGCUCGCCCUGUAUCUCCUUUCGGAGACGGCUUACUCUUUGGAGCCGACGGCUUUACCACCGCUACGUACGGAGACUACUGGAGGUUCAUGAAGAAACUUUGCGUGACUGAAUUGCUUGGAACACGACAGGUGGAAAGAUCAGGGACUGUUCGGCACCAAGAAAUUGCACGGUUUUUGCGUCAGAUGAUUCAAAGUGCAAGCAAUAGUGAGGUUGUUGACGUGGGUGCUCAGCUCAUGAAGCUUACAAAUAAUAUUAUUUGCAGGAUGGUGAUGAGUACAAGUUGCUCGGACGAAGAUGAUGAGGCGGAGAGGAUUAGAGAGCUGGUGAAGAGAUCAUUUGAGCUGGUUGGAAAGAUGAGUCUUGCUAAUUCGUUGGGACCGUUGAAGAAAUUUGGAUUCUGGUUAUAUGCAAAAGAAGCAAAGGAGGUGACUACAAGGUAUGAUGAGAUGUUUGAGAAGCUACUUAAGGAGCAUGAAGAGAGAGCAAAAACCAAUGAUAGAGAGGGUAAUAAGGAUUUGAUGGAUAUUCUCUUGGAAGCUUAUCAUGAUGACGAGGCAGAGUUUAGGAUUACUCGGAGACAGUUGAAAUCCUUCAUUCUGGAUCUGUUCCUUGGGGGCACCACUACUUCAGCAGAAACCAUGCAAUGGGCAGUAGCAGAGCUCAUUAAUCACCCUAAUGUUUACAAGAUUGCCAGAGAUGAAAUAGAGUCAGUUGUUGGAAGAAGUAGACUGGUUGAGGAAACAGAUAUCCCAUGCCUCCAUUAUCUGCAAGCAGUUGUGAAGGAAACAUUACGAUUACAUCCAAAUGCUACCUUAAUACCAAGAGUCUGCCAUCAAGACUGUAAAAUCAAUGGCUUUGAUAUACCUGCAAGUACUCCAGUGGUAGUCAAUGUCUAUUCCGUAGGCAGAGAUCCAGCAAUAUGGGAAAAUCCAAACGAGUUCUGCCCUGAGAGGUUCCUAGUUUCCUCUAAAUCUGAAACCAAGGGACAGAAUUUUGACUUUCUUCCUUUCGGAGGUGGAAGAAGAGCGUGCCCUGGAAAAAACUUGGCUUAUGCAGUAAUCAAUACCGCAAUUGCAUCUAUGAUCCAGUGCAUUGACUGGAAGGUUAUUGGUGAAGAUGGAGAUGGGGCUAAACUUAGUAUGCAAGAAGCAGUGAGCGUGUCCUUGACGAUGGCUUCUCCACUUCGAUGCCUUCCUUCGGUUUAUUUUAAUCCAUUUGAGGCUUAAAUAUGACUCUUCAAAGUCAAAUGUCAAAUAGUUUUAGCUUAAAUAUGACUCUUUUCUAUAUGUAUAUAAAUAUAUAUAUCUA